CCUGCUCGGCCAGGUGUGCGAGGGAGCAGUGAAUGCCAGCCCUGCGUCACGGGCACCCCCUCCUCCCUCCCGGCUGGGAUAAAACUUCUCCUCACCUGGCAUCCAAUCUCAUUUAUCGCAGCUCCCACUUUUCCUCCCUGCCAGCCCUUCGGGAGGGCGAGGGGAGUGAGAACAAAGUGGAUAUUGGACUGGAGGGUACAGGAACCUGCAGGGAGUUAUGUGGGAUCGCGGGCUGGCUGCCCUCCCCGCCGGACCAGGAGUUGACGUUUAACCGGAAAGAGAAAAGGGACACAAAAUAGAGAGGAGGGAGGGGAAAAAAAAAGGGGGGGAAAAAAAAAAGCCCAGAGCUGGAAAUCAAGUUGCAGCAGCGAAGCAGCACGUUCCCCCUCUGCCUUCGGAAGAAUUUUUUGGCUUGGUGUGUGGGUGCCUGUUAUUCGGGCUGCGGCAGAGGAUUUGGACUCUGAGUCAGACCCAGCGCUAAUGAGGAGGAAGAGGAUGAAUGUGCUGCCACGGGCGUGUGCCAGGCUGCUCCUCCUGUCCCUGCUCUGCGCCACCGGCCUCUGCCAAUGGAGCAAAAAUAACCGCUGUGUGCUGUCCCGGGCAAAGAGCUGCACUGAGUGCAUCCGUGUGGAUAAGGACUGCUCCUUCUGCACCGACGAGAGCUUUGAGGAGCCACGAUGUGACCUGCGGGAGAACCUGCUGCGCUCAGGCUGCGGCGAGGCCAACAUCGUGUACACCCAGGGAGAGAUGAGGACACUGAAGAAUGCCAGCAUCAACACGUCCCUGCAGAGGACCCAGGUGUCCCCCCAGGCCAUGUCCAUUCGGCUGCGGGCUGGGGAGGAGAUGAGCUUUGUCAUGGACGUCUUCCAGCCCAAGGAGAGCCCUGUGGAUCUCUACAUCCUCAUGGACUUCUCCUACUCUAUGUCUGAUGAUCUGGACAACCUCAAAAGCAUGGGGCAUCAGCUAGCGGGCUUCCUGCAAAACCUGACUUCCAAUUACACCAUCGGAUUUGGCAAGUUUGUGGACAAAGUCUCGUCCCCUCAGACAGACAUGAGACCCGAAAAGCUGCGUGAGCCCUGGCCAAACGCCGACUCCCCGUUCUCCUUCAAGAACGUCAUCCGCCUGACCAGCAACAUCAACGACUUCAGCCAGGAGCUGAGCAAGGAGCGCAUCUCUGGCAACCUGGAUGCCCCCGAGGGCGGCUUCGAUGCCAUCCUGCAGACAGCUGUUUGCAAGGAUAAGAUUGGCUGGAGAAAUGACAGCACUCACCUGCUCGUGUUCUCCACCGAGUCUGCCUUUCACUAUGAAGCUGAUGGUACCAACGUCCUGGCAGGGAUCCUGGCGAGGAACGAUGAGCAGUGCCACCUGGACAGGCACGGCACCUACGUGUACGACACCAAGCAGGACUAUCCUUCAGUGCCCACGCUCGUGCGCCUGUUGGGCCAGCACAACAUCAUCCCCAUCUUUGCUGUCACCAACCACUCCUACAGCUACUAUGAGAAGCUGCACAAGUAUUUCCCCAUCUCUGAGAUCGGGGUGCUCCAGGAAGACUCUUCCAACAUUGUGGAGCUGCUCCACACAGCCUUUGAGCGCAUCCGCUCCAAGAUGGACAUUCGGGCUGAUGCCACCCCCAAAGGCCUGAAGACAGAGUUCACCUCCCCAAUGUUUGAAAAGACAGAAUCUGGCUCCUUCCACAUCAUCCGUGGAAAAGUGGGCAAGUUCCACAUGCAUGUGAACGCUCUGGAGUACGUCGGUGGGCAGCACGUCUGCAGCCUCCCCGAGAAGGAGCGGGACGGAGUCAUCCGCGUGAAACUCACGUCCCUGAGCGACAGCCUGGCGAUCAAAACUGCUGUCGUCUGCGACGUGUGUCCCUGUGAACAGCAACAAGAGUUGGACUCGCCCAAGUGCAGCUUCCACGGGAACUUUGUCUGCGGACAGUGCAUCUGCCACCCGGGCUGGCGAGGGGACACGUGCGACUGCUCCCCGGCCUCAUCCCUCAACAACAAAGCCUGCAUCCGCCCGGGGGACACGGAGCCGUGCUCGGGGCGGGGCGAGUGCCUGUGCGGGAAGUGCCAGUGCUACUCCGAGGACCAGACCCUGCGCUUCGACGGCGCCUUCUGCGAGUUCGACGUCCUGCAGUGCCCGCGCACCUCCGGCUUCCUCUGCAACGAUCGUGGCCGCUGCUCCAGGGGCGCCUGUGUGUGCGAGAGCGGCUGGGAGGGCCCAGGCUGUGAAUGUCCCACGAGCAACGACACCUGCAUCGACAGCCGAGGGGGCAUUUGCAAUAACCACGGGAGGUGUGAAUGUGGCAGGUGCAUCUGUGACAUGGCUUCGCUGUACACCAGCUCCACCUGUGAAAUCAGCUACUCCCUGGGCUUCCAGGCUGUGUGUGAGAGCAUCCGGGACUGUGUCCGCUGCCAGACCUGGGGGACGGGCAGCCUGAAAGGGAACUGCAGCUCAUGCCAGCUGCAGAUCCAGAUGGUGGAGGAGCUGAAGAAAGAGGAGGCUGGCGAGUACUGCUCCUUCCAGGAUGAGGAUGAUGAUUGCACCUACCAUUACACCCUGGAGGGAGACCCCAGCGUCCUCCCCAACACCACCGUCCGUGUGCAGAAGAAUAAAGAGUGCCCACCUGGGAGCUUCCUCUGGCUCAUCCCACUGCUCAUCUUCCUCAUCCUGCUCCUGGGACUGCUGCUCUUGCUCUGCUGGAAGUUCUGUGCCUGCUGCAAGGCUUGCCUGGCCCUGCUUCCCUGCUGCGCACGAGGUCGCACCGUUGGCUUCAAGGAGGACCACUACAUGCUCCGCCAGAGCCUCAUGUCCUCCGACCACCUGGACACGCCCCUGGUGCGCAGCGGGUCCCUCAAGGGUCGGGACACGGUCCGCUGGCAGAUCCACAACAAUGUCCACAAGCAGGGCGUCCCCUCCCCUGCUGCCACCAACCCCAAGGACCUCAUUCCCUACGGGCUGUCUUUGAGGCUGGCCCGGCUUUUCACGCAGAACCUGGUGAAAACGGACACCCGGGAGUGCGAGCAGCUGCGCAAGGAAGUGGAGGAGAAUCUGAACGACGUUUUCAAGCACAUUCCUGGCUGCCACAAGGUCCAGCAGACCAAGUUCAGGUUACAGCCCAAUUCUGGGAAAAGGCAGGAUCACACCAUUGUGGACACGGUGCUCACCGCCCCUUACUCAGCCAAGUCAGACAUCAUCAAAGUGGUGGAAAAACACGUUUCCCACGAGGCUUUCAAUGAUCUGAAGGUUGCACCGGGUUAUUACACAGUGACCUCAGACCAAGAUGCUCAGGGAAUGGUGGAGUUCCAAGAGGCCGUGGAGCUGGUGGACGUCCGUGUCCCGCUCUUUAUCAGGGAGGAUGAUGAUGAUGAGAAGCAGCUGCAGGUGGAGGCCAUCGAGGUCCCCAACGGCAUCGCAAAGAUUGGGCGCAGGGUUGUCAACAUCACCAUCAUCAAAGAACAAGCCAGCAGCCUCAUCACCUUCCUGCAGCCAGCCUAUUCCCACAGCCGCUUUGAUAAGCUGGCCAAGAUCCCUGUCGUGAGGGAGAUCCUAGAAAACGGGAAAUCCCAAGUCACCUACAGGACCCGGGACCUCACCGCCAAGAAUGGCAGGGACUACAUCCUCACGGAGGGUGAACUGGUCUUCCAGCCUGGGGAGACCCGAAAGGAGGUGCAGGUGCCCUUGCUGGAGCUGACAGAGAUAGACACCCUCCUCAACAACUGCCAGCCCAAGCAAUUUGCCAUCGACCUCCUCCACCCCAAGUACGGCGCCAAGAUCGGCCGCUACCCCCAGACCACGGUGACCAUCGCUGACCCAGAGCUGGUGGAUGGUGUCCCCUCGAUGUCUGGCCUGAGCCAGGUCCCCCAGUCCCCCAAAGGCCGCCUAAGUGCGCCGCUGAAUCCCGAUGCCCGUGCCCUCAGCUCCAGGGAAAUCAGCUUCAACUGGUUUCCUCCACCGGGAAAACCCCUGGGGUACAAGGUGAAAUACUGGAUCCAGGGAGACCCUGAGUCAGAAGCCCAUCUCAUUGAUGUCAAAACCCCAUCAGCACAGCUGAGUAACCUUUACCCCUUCUGCGACUACGAGAUGCAAGUCUGCGCCUACAACGCCAUGGGAGAAGGGACUUACUCGGACAUCAUCCGCUGCCGCACGCUGGAGGAGGUGCCCAGCGAGCCUGGGCGCUUGGCUUUCAACGUCGUGUCUUCCACCGUGACCCAGCUGAGCUGGGCUGAGCCUGCGGAAACCAACGGGGAGAUCACGGCCUACGAAGUCAGUUAUGGGCUCGUUAACGAUGACAACGUACCCGUUGGGCCCAUGAAGAAGGUGCUGGUUGAAGACCCCAAGAAGCGCAUGGUGCUGAUCGAGAACCUGCGGGAGUCGCAGCCCUAUCGCUACAUGGUGAAGGCCAGGAACGGCGCGGGCUGGGGGCCUGAGAGAGAAGCCACCAUCAACCUCGCCACGCAGCCCAAGCGCCCCAUGUCCAUCCCCAUCAUCCCUGAUGUCCCCAUCAUUGAUGCAGAGGGAGGUGAGGACUACGACAGCUACCUGAUGUACAGCACAGACGUGCUCCGCUCUCCAGCCGGCAGCAAGCGGCCCAGUGUCUCUGAUGAUUCAGGCUCCAGGUGGAAAUUUGUGCCAUUGCUGGGAGAAGACCUGGACCUUCGCCGCAUCACCUGGAGGCUCCCCCCCGAAACCAUUCCCCGCCUCUCUGGCAGCAGCCGCCUCUCCUCGGACACCGAGGGGCUCCUCCACGAGGAGGACAGCGCUGUGGCUCCUGGCAGUGUGAGGAGGAGUGGGACGCUCCGGCCCCAAGCAGAGCACUUGCUGAAUGGCCGGGUGGACUUCUCCUUCCCUGGCAGCGGCAGUGGCACCCUGACCAGGACAGCCAACACCAGCUACCACCAGCUGAGCUCCCACAUGCACCAGGAGCACAGGGUGAUGGGGAGCUCCUCGCUGACAAGAGACUACUCCACGAUGCUGAUGGGGCACGAUUACCCGGGGACACUCCUCCCUCCCAUCCAUGAAGAUGCUGGGAGGACACUCCUCCGGCCCCGGGACGUGGGUUUCAGGAGCAGGGCAAAGGUGAAGGGUUACUACCCCAGCACUGGCUGUCGGGACUCUAUAAUCAUGACCGAUGGGUCCGCAGGGAUGCGCAAGUACAUAGACUCCAGGAAGCCGCUGGGCAUCCCUGACACCCCCACCCGCCUGGUGUUCUCUGCCCUGGGCCCCACGUCCCUGAAGGUGAGCUGGCAGGAGCCACGCUGCGAGAAGGAGGUGCAGGGCUACAGCGUGCAGUACCAGCUCCUCAAUGGAGGAGAGGUGCACAGGAUCACCAUCCCCAACCCCAGCCAGAACUCGGUGGUGGUGGAGGACCUGCUGCCCAACCACUCCUACAUCUUCAAGGUGAAGGCGCAGAGCGAGGAGGGCUGGGGCCCCGAGAGGGAGGGAGUCAUCACCAUCGAGUCCCAGGUGGACCCACAGAGCCCGCUCAGCCCCGUGCCAGGUACCCCCUUCACCCUGAGCACCCCCUGUGCCCCUGGACCACUGGUUUUCACUGCCCUCAGCCCGGACUCUCUGCACCUCAGCUGGGAGAGACCCCGUGAGCCCAAUGGGCCCAUCCUGGGCUACAGGAUCACCUGUGAGAUGCUGCAUGGAGGAGGGGAGCCCAGAACAAUCUAUGUCGAAGGAGACAACCUGGAAACCACCCUGACUGUGCCCCACCUGAGUGAGAAUGUCCCGUACAAGUUCAAAGUGCAAGCCAACACCACCCAAGGCUUUGGGCCAGAGAGAGAAGGCCUCAUCACCAUUGAAUCUCAGGACAGAGGUGUUUUCUCCCAGUUUGGAGGACAGCAGUACAUGAGAGAAGAAGUUUACAAAUUCCCCACUGAAUACACCACCAAAACCAGCAUCAGCCAUUCCUCUCUGGACCCCCACUUCACAGACGGGAUGCUGGUGACCACCCAGCGCGUGGAGAACUCCAGCAGCACUCUCACCCAGGAGUUCGUGAGCCGCACCGUGAUGGCCAGCGGGACCCUCACCCAGCAGGUGGAGAGGCAGUUCUACGAGGCCUGAGCUGGGGCAGGCCAAGCACCAGCGGGACUCUUGGGAUCAGAGGGCAGGAUUUUAUGGAAUGACCCAAGGGGGCUUCAUCCAGGCGGUGCCUGGGCAGCUCCUCCUGUGGGCACAGACCGUCUGUGGCACUCCAGCCUCUGGACUUCUUUGGAGCCCAGCACACUCAGAGCUCUGGCACAGGUGGGUGUGUAAGCUCAUCCUUCAGGGCAGAAAUGGGGGUGUCUCCAUGGCUCCAGCCUCCCCAGGUAAAUGGAACAGAAUGAUUUUUUUCUCAGCUCCUUGGUUUCGAGAGGACCUCAGAAGUCAAAAUCCAGAUUUAUAGAGGGUCACCAUUUCCAUCUUUGCUCCAGGCUCUCUGGCAACUCGCCUGUCUACUGGAGAUGGUUGUUUUGUUCAGUUUGGGUUUUUUAAUGAGAGCUGCAAGGUAGGGUUUUGGGGUAACCUGUGCUUUCUUACUGCACCUAUUUGUGUCUGUCCUUCGCUGCUGGCAUUUGGUACCACGAUAGCAAAGAAUAACCCUUCAUUUGUGUUGCAUUACUUGAUGGCCUCUGAUGCUUUUUUUUUUUUUUGCAUACAAUAUUGUACAGUUUUCAUAGUAUAUAUAUAUAAAUAUAUAUAAAUGUAUUUUAUUAUUUUAUAAAAAAAUUGAGGUGGAUAAGAUCUAUCCUGAAUGUAGAGGUUACACUGGGAUUGUGGCUGCUGGGAAACAUGAAUAAUGGCAAGAAAUGAGUUAAGGGCUUGAUCCAAAGGCCACUUGGACCCUGUGAUGAGCUGGCGGGCUCUGCCUUGGACCUUGUAUCCUCCAGCACCAGAGACUCCAGCAGAAGGCUGCAAGGUGCCAGAUCCACUCGCUGCAGAGAUCCAUCAGCUGGAGCACUUGGACACAGAAGGGCUGGGAGCUGCCCAGAGGCGAGGGACGGGGAUGGCUCCAGCAGCUGAGAUGGGAACUGUGCUGGGAUUCCUUACACAGCUGCUGUGGAAAGUGUGAGAUUUCAGGGCAGAGGACGUUGGGUAUCUUUUAAAAGACUUUGUGCUCGGCAGCAACAUCAGCAAACACAAAGGAAGAGCAAGCCUGGGAACAACAGGCACUCCCACCCUCCUGAGCACAUCUGAGAUCCUUCAGCCCCAGCUUCAGGUCCACUCACACAGGGCUGGGCUGAGACCCUGCUGGGCUUCAUUUCCCAGUACUGGGCAGGAUGCCUGGAGUCUCCCUCCCUUGCAGAGCAGUGCAAGGUUUCCCUGGCGCAUUCCAGCCGCAUGGGAGCAGGCGAGGAGCCUGCCCAGAGCAGUGGUAGCAGCUUCCAACCAAAGCAGCAGCUGCCUGGGCCCCCUGGCAGCAUCACCGGCCUGCUUUGGUCUGACAAAGUACCUUAGCUUUUUUUUUUUUUUUUUUCCUGGUUUUCUUUUUUUGUUGUGUUUUAAUUUCUUUUUCCUUUGUUUUCUUUUGGACUCUGAAGAAGAGUUCAUCACGGACAGUUCCCUCUCCUCUUCAGGCUUUUUAUUUCACUAGGGGGAAGGGUUGUACAUCUUUCAGCCAAAGAUGGAUGUGGGUGAAUCAAGUCCACAGGAGUCUCCACUACUGCAGAUGGAGCUGGGUCAGUUUUUAACUUGGUUCAAGGGAUCCUUCACCAAACUUGGGGUUUUACUGUGCCUUCAAGAAGCACUUAUUUCUCCUGAGCACAUGCCAGUGGCCUGAGCCUGCCUCCCUGCCUGCUCCCAUGUCGCCUGGGGUUGGAGUUUUCUCUCCUCCUGCACAAGGACUGUGUGCCCCUUUCCCUGAGCUUUGUGGUCCCGGGUACAACACUGAGAACUGCCUAUAAAGGGAGUUUCCCAAGCAUUUAAACCAAAGAUGAUCCUGUUCUCCAAGCUCAGAGCAUGGCCCAUCAGCUGCUCUCCAGGGAGCCAGACCUUCCCCAUGCACAUGCACUAACCCAGGCCUGUCUUUUUUAAUUCCAUGUGGUUGUUAGAGCUGGUGCUGCUUCAGCCUUUCCAAGCUGGAUCCAGACCGGGUCUUUGAUCAGAUGACUUCCUCUUGCACUCAAUAAAUAUUUUCUCUAUA
Corvus hawaiiensis (hawaiian crow) is the source of this 8131-nucleotide messenger RNA. It is a transcript of the gene ITGB4, whose product is annotated as integrin subunit beta 4. The coding region runs from base 481 to 6072 and encodes 1863 amino acids. Gene Ontology annotation, biological process: cell communication; cell adhesion mediated by integrin; cell-matrix adhesion. The record is from RefSeq and is a predicted model, not a curated record. Lineage: Eukaryota; Metazoa; Chordata; Aves; Passeriformes; Corvidae. The transcript is spliced from 41 exons. Gene Ontology annotation, cellular component: membrane; integrin complex; cell surface. Gene Ontology annotation, molecular function: integrin binding.